Messenger RNA from Vespula vulgaris, 688 nucleotides. It is a transcript of the gene ND-ACP, whose product is annotated as acyl carrier protein, mitochondrial-like. NCBI's taxonomy places the organism in Eukaryota, Metazoa, Arthropoda, Insecta, Hymenoptera, Vespidae. Gene Ontology annotation, molecular function: acyl carrier activity; acyl binding. Gene Ontology annotation, biological process: fatty acid biosynthetic process. Gene Ontology annotation, cellular component: mitochondrion. Bases 58 to 522 code for a protein of 154 amino acids. The record is from RefSeq and is a predicted model, not a curated record. The transcript is spliced from 3 exons.
UUUGACUGUAGAUAAACUUCGUAGAGCCCGGUUACCUUUCAUUCAUCGAAUAGGAAAAUGGCGUCCUAUGCUAUUGCACGUCUUUUAUCGAGAAAUACCGGUGUCUUUAGAAAUUCAGUCGUCCGGUUGCAUUUAUGUGGAGUUAGCGGACAACUUACAUGUUACGGAAAAUUACUUAACCGUUCAAGAGAACAUGUCGUACCUUUUAUAUCGCAGGAUAUAGAAGAGCUACGAGUCAAGCAGGUGCGCCUCUACAGCUCCAAGCCUCCAUUAACACUUGAUAUAAUUCGUCAGCGGGUGCUUUUAUUACUCAAUUUGUAUGAUAAAAUUGAUCCCAAGAAGUUGUGCUUGGAAUCUCAUUUUAUAAAUGAUUUGGGUCUUGAUUCCUUGGAUCAUGUAGAGGUUAUUAUGGCUGUAGAAGACGAAUUUGGAUUUGAGAUUCCUGAUAUGGACGCGGAAAAAUUAUUAACGCCUGGACUUAUAGUGCGUUAUGUUGCAGAUAGAGAAGAUAUUUACGAGUAAAAAAAUAUAUUUAUGAGAUUACAUUAGUAACAGCUCAUCAUUAUUUGUUAAAACAGGUAACAAUCAUGAAACCUUUUUUUAUGGCUGCUCAGAGAGUAACCAAAGUACCUGUUUUUUCUGUAUAUAGGCCAAUGAUCAUUAAAUAAAUAAGAUAAUCUAAUCGUUA